UUGGGCGCUGGGAGCGAGGCGGCGGGGGCAGCUCGGCCGCGCGCCCCGCCCCUCGGAGGCCGGCCUCCUGCGCGCCCCCGCUGUCGCCUGCAGGUCCGCGGCGAUCUGCUCCGGCCGCAGGUGUCACCCUCGCCGGAGCUGCAGCCCGGAGCCGCCCGCGGCAGAAGGGAAGGGGACGUGGGGGUGGCCGCGGCAGGGUCAACCUCCAUCUCAGCUAAUCAUGGGAGAGAUUAAAGUCUCUCCCGAUUAUAACUGGUUCAGAAGUACAGUUCCCCUUAAAAAGAUUAUCGUAGAUGAUGAUGACAGUAAAAUAUGGUCGCUCUACGAUGCGGGUCCCAGAAGUAUCAGGUGUCCUCUCAUAUUUCUUCCUCCGGUCAGCGGAACAGCGGAUGUAUUUUUCCGGCAGAUUUUGGCUUUGACUGGAUGGGGUUACCGGGUUAUAGCGUUGCAAUAUCCAGUUUAUUGGGACCACCUUGAGUUCUGUGAUGGAUUCAGAAAACUUCUAGACCAUUUACAACUGGAUAAAGUUCAUCUGUUUGGGGCUUCUUUGGGAGGUUUUUUGGCCCAGAAGUUUGCUGAAUACACUCACAAGUCUCCUAGAGUCCAUUCCCUCAUCCUGUGCAACGCCUUCAGUGACACCUCUAUCUUCAACCAGACCUGGACUGCAAACAGCUUUUGGCUGAUGCCUGCAUUUAUGCUUAAAAAAAUAGUUCUUGGAAACUUUUCAUCUGGCCCAGUGGACCCUAUGAUGGCCGAUGCCAUUGACUUCAUGGUGGACAGGCUGGAAAGUCUGGGUCAGAGUGAACUGGCUUCAAGACUGACCCUGAAUUGUCAGAAUUCUUAUGUGGAACCUCAUAAAAUACGGGACAUCCCCGUAACCAUUAUGGAUGUGUUUGACCAGAGCGCACUUUCAACGGAAGCUAAAGAAGAAAUGUACAAACUGUAUCCUAAUGCCCGGAGAGCACACCUUAAAACAGGGGGCAACUUCCCCUACCUGUGCAGAAGUGCGGAGGUGAAUCUGUACGUACAGAUACAUUUGCUGCAAUUCCACGGAACCAAAUACGCUGCCAUUGACCCAUCCAUGGUCAGUGCCGAGGAGCUGGAGGUGCAGAAGGGCAACCUGAGCAUCAGCCAGGAGGAGCAGUAGACGUGGCCGUGGAUGCGGUGACCUGCGCGCUCGUGUACAAUCAGUGACGUCAGUACCCACCGUCGGCCUCCUCCAGGUGGCCGGCUCUCACUGUGCUUGGGAAGUGGGACUGAUUGUCACCUUCCUGACAGGUGGCAGCUCUUCCAAGCCAGUGUGACCACUCCCUCUUCGGUUUUUUUAGCUUUUCAAUUUGAAGAACUUUUGAAGUCUCAUUUUAAGAACAGUGAAUAUUUUGCUACCAGAAGUCUUCACUACUAUGCUAAGUGAAUGUUCAUUUCUGAGGUUUGGGGAUAUUUUUUCUUCUCUUUUCCUGUCUUCUGUCUUGCUUUUUAUGUUAUUUACUAUAAACACCACACAUCAAGAUCAUGUAUCAGAAGGACAUGGGUUAUUUUUGUGCUUUGAGGGCAUAACCAUUAUCACAGUGCCAGGACUAGCACCCUGCUGUCAGCUCACCUGCAAAUCAGCUACUUCUAAUUUCCAGUUAAGUGCAUUGUUUUGACUGUCAGCAGUUGUCUUUCUAGACAUUACAGUGGUUUGGAAUAAAAAUUCAACUUCAGUGA
Molecule: messenger RNA, 1707 nt
Organism: Chinchilla lanigera (long-tailed chinchilla)
Lineage: Eukaryota; Metazoa; Chordata; Mammalia; Rodentia; Chinchillidae
Gene: Spg21
Product: spastic paraplegia 21 (autosomal recessive, Mast syndrome)
Exons: 9
Coding region: 221-1147 (308 amino acids)
Cellular component (GO): trans-Golgi network transport vesicle; cytosol
Molecular function (GO): CD4 receptor binding
Source: RefSeq, a predicted model, not a curated record